This is a messenger RNA of Phragmites australis (common reed), 1167 nucleotides long. Its product is annotated as agamous-like MADS-box protein AGL65. The record is from RefSeq and is a predicted model, not a curated record. The coding region runs from base 28 to 1167 and encodes 379 amino acids. Lineage: Eukaryota; Viridiplantae; Streptophyta; Magnoliopsida; Poales; Poaceae. Gene Ontology annotation, molecular function: DNA-binding transcription factor activity, RNA polymerase II-specific; RNA polymerase II cis-regulatory region sequence-specific DNA binding; protein dimerization activity. Gene Ontology annotation, biological process: regulation of transcription by RNA polymerase II. The transcript is spliced from 10 exons.
GCCAAUUUUGUUUGGCUGUUCUCCGCCAUGGGGAGGGUCAAGCUGAAGAUCAAGAAACUGGAGAACAGCAGUGGACGGCACGUCACGUAUUCGAAGCGACGGUCGGGGAUCCUGAAGAAGGCCAAGGAAUUGUCUAUACUCUGCGACAUUGAUCUCAUCCUCCUCAUGUUCUCGCCCUCCGGCAAGCCCACCAUAUGCAUCGGCGAAAGAAGCAACAUGGAGGAAGUUAUAGCAAAAUAUGCACAACUUACACCUCAAGAAAGGGCUAAAAGGAAAUUGGAGAGCUUAGAAGCCCUAAAGAAGACCUUCAAGAAGCUAGACCAUGAUGUAAAUAUUCAGGACUUCUUAGGCUCUGGGGGUCAGACAGUCGAGGAGUUGUCAAGCUAUCUCGGUUCGUUGCAAUGUCAAAUGGCAGACGCUCAAAAGCGUCUCAGUUAUUGGAGCGAUCCCGAGAAGGUUGAGAAUAUCGACCACAUAAGAGCAAUGGAGCAAUCUCUCAACGACUCCCUUAAUCGCAUCCGAAUCCAUAAGGAGAACCUUGCAAAGCAGCACCUGAUCGGCCUGCAGUGUGCUCCUGCUCAGUUCCAGAACGACAUGCAGUUGCCUCUAGGACUGACCGGUGACCCGAACCCUUCGUCGUGGUUCCACAACGGCGCCGCCGACGGACAGCAACCCAUGAUGCUACCCGACGACCCCAGCUUGCUCCAUCAGAGGGACAUCGGUUGCUCGACAAGCACGUCGCUGCACAGCUACCCGGGCUACUUCAGCAUGAGCAAGCAGUCGAUGGACACCGGCGGUUGUAGCGAGCACGGGCAGCCGGCGGUGCAGCAGCAGCCAUCGGAGUUCAACCAAGCCGAAUGCCUGACGUCGCUGCACCUGGGCACGCAGUUCCCGUACACGCCCUUCGACCACACCGGCCUCCUCAACGAGAGAAUGUUCAGGCCGGACGCCGUCGAGCUGCACGACGGCGGCGCGGCCAUCGACUUUGGCGGUGGCCACUUCGACUUGCCCAGGCCCGGCGAUGAGGCCAGCUUCCAGAACUGGGCGUCGGCAGCCUGCGGCGCGGCCAUGUUCGACCAGCAGCAGCAUCACCAGCAGCAACAGCCGUCGUCAGCACAAGUGAGUUCCAUGUCCGAGCUCAUGCAAGUGGCCGUGCAUAAGAACUAA